Messenger RNA from Homarus americanus (American lobster), 3997 nucleotides. Its product is annotated as tyrosine-protein kinase Abl-like. The record is from RefSeq and is a predicted model, not a curated record. Lineage: Eukaryota; Metazoa; Arthropoda; Malacostraca; Decapoda; Nephropidae.
AUGGAGAAAGCCGAGAGUCAGAGUGGUACAGGUGGAGGGAGGCACCUCACUGUUGCUGCAUUGGAAGUUCAUAAUGUAAAGAGGGCCAUUAACCGCUAUGGUACAUUGCCAAAGGGUGCCAGAAUUGGAGCAUACCUCGAAUCUCUCCGACAGAGUGGUCUCUCUCAAGGUGUACCUCCUUCUGAUGAUCAUGUUCAGUCAUCGGAACAACAGGAGGACCAACAGGAACAAGGACAACAAGAGGAACAGGGAGAUCAGGAGGAAAGCAAAGAGACACCUAGUCUGGCUGAUUUGGAGUUUCCACCGCCAGUAGACCUCCCUCCUCCGCCGGAUGACUUCAUGGAAGACUCUCAGUCUGCAACUAUGGAAUUUCCACCUCCGCCCGGGUCAGACCGGUGGUUGGGAACUUCUUCACCUGAGGCUCGUCGACGAUUGGUCCAAAAGCCUAUCCCAUCACCCAGAGCAAGGCGGAAGACAGAUUAUUCCAGUGUUAGUCCUCAGAAAUUACCAACUCAAACAACACAAGAUAAUCAACCGACUGCAGCUGAAGGUUCAGAGUCUCCUCAAGCAGAACGAGCGACUCUAAGUAUCACUCGUCGUAGGCUGCGAGACACGGAUGCAGACAAGCCUCCAGUUAGAGCUAAGCCAAAUCUUGAUACAAGUCUUGAUGGUGAUACAAGUGAAGGCAGUCCAGCUUCAAGAUUUGGAGUUAGCUUAAGACACAGGGAUCAGUCCUGCUCCUGUGAAAGCUUUAAGUCCAAUGAAAACCUCUCUCCACGACCUGGCAUUGGCAGUGCAAAGAUUAAAGUGAAGUCUAGUUACCUUGCCAAAAGUCCCGGCUCAUCAUCGGCUGAAACAGAAGGGUUGCAAACCCCCUCCUCUCCUGUUGGAGAUGGUGGACAAACCCCUUCCUCUCCAGCAGCAGUUGAUGGGAGUCCUCCUUCAGUCGAUGCUGCAUCACUUGCUUCUCGUGAUGGUAGCAUAGAGGAGCUCUCAUCAGAGGAACCAAAGGUAGUACUAGGACUAGGGAUAAAUCAUGAAGUUAAAGAGCCUUGAACUUAAGUUAGUGUCUGAGUUGAAGGAGGUUGAAGAUAAGAAAGAGCAAAGUCCAGAUCCUGUUCCAAUUGGGGAAACUUCACCGGAUAGUCAGAAGAAUCCAGCAGUGCAGCUAGUCUCAGAGUUAUUUGAAAGUUUACGCCAUAAGGGUAAUAAAAUAGGUGAAGGUCCUCAUUUGGAUAAUGGUAAUACAGCUAAUAAUGAACUCUCUGUAAAAUCUGAAUUAGAAAAUACUAAUGUAAGAGACAGUAGUAAUCAGAUAGGUUUCAAAGCAAGUUUAAAAAAAGUUAAAAGUCCAUUUGAAAGAAGUAAUUCUGAAAAAGAACAAAGGAAAAUUAAUUUCAAAGCUCAACUUAGGAAAACAGACACUAUGAAAGGUGUGGAAGAUAGUUGUAAUACUGAUAAUGAUCCUCACAGUACUUUGAUGGAUUUUCGAGCUCAGCUUAGAAAGACAAAUGUUGCAAAAGAGAAUGAGUUGGCUGCCAAAACACCUGAGGAGGACAUUUCUCCUGGGGAGCAACAAGAAAAUGGUGUGCAAAUGUUAAGUGAAGUUAUUAAAAAAAGUGACAACAGUGGUAAGAAUGAACAGAGCUGUGACUCUGGAAUAAAGAGUGUAAUGAGUGAAAGUAUAACAAGUAUUCCAGUGAAAAGCGAGACAGUUUACAAGGUGAGAAGCGAGACAGUGUUCAGAGUGAUACAAAAAGUGAGUGAAGAUGAGGAUGCCAAACGUUUUAGCUCAAGUAGCAUAAGUAGUUUAAAGAAGUUGUGGGAGAAGCAGGAUUCUGACAAACUAGCCAAGUCUGAUCCUAAUCAAACUAGUCCCAAAUAUGCUCCAUGUAUAUAUAAGCGGCCAGAAUUGCCAAAGUUACCGAAGAGUGAGAAGGACACAAACGCUGAUACUCAACUUCCAAACAAGACCCCAGAAGAUGAAGGAAAAAUUGCCAACUAGAACGAAGGAUGUGGCCUCCUACCAGUGGUAAUGAAGCAGAGCCUAAACUCUCUGAUGGAAAACCCUCAGUUCCUGUUAAACCAGUGGUGAAAAGCUUCAAGUUGCCUCCACCUCCUGCAGGAGUAAAGCCCCCUCCACCAAAACCAGCAGGUAUAUAUGCCACUCCUUCAAUAAUUAGGCCACCUUCUGUACCAGUUAUCUCAGUAAAAAAGGAUGGUAAAGAUGCUGAGAACAGAGAUACCAAGCUGUUGAAAGAGACUCCUCAUGCUGUAUCAAGCAAUCCUCCUCCUAGUAUGACAUCAUCUGGUGGCACUAUUCCAAGUGACAGUGUGAGUGGAUCUUCCAGCAGCAGUACUGAAAAGGCUGGUCUGAUGGAACAAGGUCAUGCCGUGGAGGCCUCUGUAGCAAACUUACGAUCUGAGACCUCCACUGCUACUGUUGCUGCGUGUAUUCAGGCAGCUCAGAAAAGUCAGGGUUUCACCGUGCUUGUGGGGAUUACAUGGAUAACAUUCCACCUCAGAGUCGGUUCCAUAUGCGAGAACUGCUGACUCGCUUGGAGUUACAGACAAGGCAGCUACGUUCAGCUGGUGGACGCUCAAUUGAACACAAUGAAAAGCUUUUUUUGGAAAUAGAACACCAUAAGAGAUGUUACCAAUACAAUACAACGUUAGUUUACUUACCUGUGUACAGUACAUUAUGAAAUGGGCUGAGAUUUAUUGCUAGUGUUACCAUGACAAAAUUUUGAAAGAAAUUGAUUGUUCAUGUUAUUCUCAUUAACUGAAAAGGAAUAUCUGCUCAUUAGUUCAAGUAAAGGAAUCAAUAUUAAAUAAAAGAGCAGGGUUAAAUAUGCACCGUGUCAUGUUAUAGAUGUUCAUGCAUGUCACUCGGCAUCACACUUACUAGCGUUGAUUCUCAGUCUCUGUGCAUACGACAAUACUCGUGCAUUUAAAUUGUAUACAGUACAUGUUUGAUGAAAAAAAUAAAAAUAAAUUCUAAAUCUUUCACUACAGACAUAAUCUGUUCGGACAUUUAUUCAUUUUGAGACAAGUUUGAUCAUUUGAUAACGACUGCUCACUACGUUACAGGAACUUAAACUAUUCCACUGAAGUGUUCUGUGUUUGCCAGUAUGUAGGCCAUUAUAUUCCAUGUAAAAAUAUGAAUGAGAGUUGAGUGCUUGUGAUGUUGCCAACUGGUGCUGGCCUCUAACUCUGUUUCCUAACUACACCAAGAGUAGGAACAAGAAAGAUCCAGCUUUGAAAAUUUUUGUACAUUAUUGUAAACAGCUAGUUUAAUAGGUAGCUUUUUGCAUGCAGAACAACUUUGGUGUGUUAAUUCUAAUCAAAACAGAAAAAAGUACGAUAUUAUUCGAAGAUGGCAACGUAAAAUUUAAAAAAAAUUAUGGUGGGUGCUUUUGUAGCCUUGGUUGGUGGCCAAUUGAUUUAUGAAGCCGUGGCUUUGUUAUUGUAUCUCCACCCUGUAAAACUCUCACUGGUGUCUGCAUACAGCUGUCAAGUUUGUUGCUAUUUUAUAUGAAUGCUAGUCUUGUGAUUUAUUGUAUAUCUGAAGGUCAGCAAUGUGCAGUUGUCUGAGCCGUCAUAUUCUGAAGAAGAAAAUAAAUGGAUUAACAACGCCUAUAAUUAUGUGUGUGUUAUGGGUGCUUCUGUCCAUUGAUCUGUUCCUGGGGAUGUGUUUUAUGAUCUUUUAUUAUAUGUUAUUUUGAUAGCCUUCAUAACUUUUUAUCCCUGUAAUGCUUUCUUUCUAUUUUCUUGUGUCAUCGGCUUAUUGUAAACUGUAUGUCUGUCUCGACUCUUAUCUGUGCUAUAUAUUGAAAUAUUUUAAAUUAAUAUGCGAGUUAAAUUACAUAUUGUAUCUGAUGCUGAAUACAGAUUCAUGAUUAUUUACUAUAGCACAAGUACAUCACUAUGAUUUUUUUUCUGACAUACAAAUUGUUUAGGACAGUAUUUAUUUUAACAGUAAAAUUUAAUUCAGAGA